This is a messenger RNA of Recurvomyces mirabilis, 4011 nucleotides long. RefSeq lists its product as uncharacterized. The transcript has 2 exons. Bases 1 to 4011 code for a protein of 1336 amino acids. The record is from RefSeq and is a predicted model, not a curated record. NCBI's taxonomy places the organism in Eukaryota, Fungi, Ascomycota, Dothideomycetes, Mycosphaerellales, Teratosphaeriaceae. Gene Ontology annotation, cellular component: HDA1 complex.
AUGGGCAACAAGCGCAAGCAAUCAAUUACGCUUGAUCAAAGUAGGAAGCGCGUCAAGGGCACACCAAUCCAAGGAGCUUCAGCUUCGCCACACCCGCACGGCGAGAUCGACCCUGACGAGUACUUUGCCGUCCGCAGCAUACUUGACGAACGUCCUGGCCAGUACCUAGUCGACUGGGACGACAGUCCGCGGACUGGGGAAGCCUACCAACCCACCUGGGAGCCCAAGAAGAACGUUACCGCUGCUGCUAUCAAGGAGUGGAAAGCAGGCAACGCACCACCACCAAGUGCAGCUGUUCCAAGUACGCUUCCAAGUGCUGCCGCAAGUGCUCUUCCGAGUGCAACAGCUUCGCCUGCCCCUGCUACCCUGGUCUCGGCUCCUUCUAAGAAGGUUAGAGGGAGGCCACGGAAGGUCAUUGAGAGCUCCCCGGACGUCUCGCCGCAGAUUACGAGACAGCAGGCACGCCAGGAGACUAGCGAGUCCGUGCAGUUAAUUCACACACCACAGACGAACGCUCGGCCGGAGCCUGAGAUCAUAGAGUCACAAGACGGUCAGCAUACAGUCAACGACGAGUCUACAGACAGUCCACUAUUCGAGCCUGUCGGCACUCCCGCCGCUGAGCCUAGUGUAGAGCCAUCUGAUCCGCCGGCAAGCUACUACACAGGCGCUUAUCAAGCAUUUACAUCCUCUGAGCUUGGGUUUACCUCCGCAAGUGCGCCACCAACCGGCGAGCAGAUAGAAGGGCCACUGGAAACACAGUCUCGCUCUGUGCCCGUCAACUUUGGCGAGGCCUCGUCAAGAGUCAUACCCGACUCGCAAACAUUUGUUGAGUUCACAAGCUCAGCACCAGCAGCAACCACAAGCAGUCGUUCGGAUCAACGGAAUCUGUUGUCUCAAGCUGAAGCAAUCAUCCAGACUCCCGCUCGUCUAGUCAAUUGCACUGUUCCAUUAGCUCAGGCCGAGACAGGCGCUCCCAUUAUUGAAGGACGUACAGCAGAAGACACCUCAGCAGAGCCAUCGACCAACAGCCUGCUCCGAGACGAACCACAUCAGGCACAGCUUGAUUCACAACUCGAGCACACCUCCUCUGGCGCUCGACACGAAAUUGACAUUUCGCAAGCUACGCAAGCGCAUCCGGCUGAAGAGACGGGUGGUGCAGAAACCUCUCCUUCCCUCGAGCUGCACGAGUCUCUCGGUUCCCUCGCAGUUGUCUCUCAAGCUAGCAGUGGCGGCGCGACAGCACUACACGAUCAAGACUCUCCAACGACUGGUCCUGUGAACGAUCAAAUCGGCGACAAUAGCGCUCGUAUAUCUCAAGCGUUGGCUGCUACUCCUAAGUCUUCGGACCUCGUGCCGCCAAACCCCGGUGGCAACAUACAAAGUCAGUCGGCCGCUGAUCGUGGUGACACAGAGUUGACUUCACAAGCUCAGCAGUCACGACUUGAGGAUCCAAUAGACCUGACAACGUCCACCUUCCCGUUUCAGAUACAGGUUAAUCGAUCGCCAAUCGAAAGUCCACCUGGCUUCACUUCUUUACUCAACGGCAGCGACACCGUCCUCCCAUCCAAAGAGCCUCCGUCGCCUGUUCGAUUCUCUAGCCCGUUCCCAUCUGUGCCGAGCUACUCGAUCGGCACAUUCGGCGUAAGCGCACCACCACAGCCGGUAUUCUCGUCAAACCAAUCGAUACCAGCGAUGCGGGCAUCGCAGGGUUCGUUGGACUCGCGAGCCUCACUGAAAGCUAAGCUCGAGGCAAGCCGUGCGCAGCGCCGAGCGCAGCACGCAACGAACGAGUUGACAUCUGCUCGGCCAAGUCAAUCUAACACACCUGUCCCGCAGACGCAAGAUGCCGAAUUAAUAGUAUCACAAGCGCCCAAGCUAGUCUCUUCGCUCAUUGUUGACGAGCAAAGUCGUCGUUCUCCUUCGGCUUUCCCUGCUAUGGAGCCUCCUCCCGUCAUCACGCAGGAAGAAAUGAACACUUCCGAACGAUAUGAGACAUUACUACCUCAGACACGCGAAAAUGGUCUACAUCGUACUGGCUCGAUGGCUGCGCCGACUCUGAGCAGACAGCCGAGCAAGGAUCUCAACCCACCACUUUCGCACACAUAUGUGCUGCCAAUUGCGCUAAUCGGCCAUCAGCGCGACCAAUACCCAGCCACUGUACACGCGUCCGCACAUUUGAUCAAUGAAUUAUUGACAUCUGCUGCUCCGGGCGCAGAUCUAUUGCGAGAUGCUGAAGCUUUCGUUACUCGUAUGCAGAACCUCACCGUGCAUCCAGAUCUCGUCAACUCCGAAGCGUUGUCACAGUAUGCCGUGGAACCAAGGCAGCAAGCUCAAUGGGAUGUGGACUGUAGUGCCAAGUGUCGCUUUCUGAAGCUGCUCAUCGAUGAGCUUCGCGAUCAGAGUAUGCACAUUGCAAUUGUCUCCCAACCAGGCGAGAUCAUGAACAUCCUGGACGUGUUCUUUUCAGGCAUCAGCAUACCACAUAGACGACUCUCUGAUAUCCAUGCGUCUAGCUUUCAGAAUGAAGAUCAAGCUCUUACGAUCACGCUAGUGUCGGUUGAGGAUGUGGUUGUCGACCAGACGCCAUCGCCUGCUGAUCUGAUCAUUGCAAUGGAUUCAGCUGUGUCUGCCGAGUGCAUGCCAAUCAAAGCACUACUACGAGGCGAGCAUAGAGCGCCUAUGGUCACUAUGGUCGUACCGUACUCAGUGGAGCACAUCGCGCAGUCGUUGUCUGCCGCACUUAGUAGCGAAGCACGUCUGCGACUGAUGAUCAGCAGCAUCCAGCAGUACAGCAGCAUCGCUGGCUCGCUCGAAGAAGGUCAAGCCAGCAUACGAAGUGCCGCCGAGCAAUUGGCGAGCUACCUAAUGUCUGAAGAGAGCGAGCGCGAAUGGCCAUUGCAAACGCUCGAGCCGCUCGCAAACCUCGACAGUCAGACGGAAAGUGAUGUCGAGAUGCCGGCUGCCCUGCACGAGCAAGAUUUAGAGAAUUCUGUGGGCAUCAAGCGUGUGCACGAAACCAGCAAUGACACUACAGAAGCCGUCAAGAAGAUCCGACUGGACGAGCUGACAUCUGGCAUUGUGGGAGAGGCGCCGUUGACCAUCAGUCCUCAGGAAAUCCAGAUGACGCAUAUCAGUGACUCUGUUCCACGACCUACUCAAGUCACUUCCGACGGUCUCGACGCUGAUACUACGCUCAUGCUCACCGACGCCGAGCAAAGCCUACGGAACAUGCUCCGGGACGCUCAAACCCGGCUGGACGACCACGUAGAGGCAAUCAGUAAGCUACAAUACAGAUUCGAGGAGCAGCGCGCAGACCUUGUGACGAGGACGGCGGAGCGCGAUUCAGCUCUGAUGACUGCUGCAAAAGCUGUCGAGCGCAUGCAGUCAAACCAGAACAGGCUGGAAGUCAUUCAAGCAAACGCUGCAGAGACUGGAGUCCAGCUAGCUCAGGCAAAUAUGCGCCUACUAGACCAUACUAUCCCCGAGCGAGCCGAGAUCGAGCGUGUUCGCUCCGAAGCCCACCAAGCCCGAAGCGAGAAGGAGCAGAUCGAAAAGCGUCUAGAGAGACUGAAUCAGGAACACGAGUAUCUUCGCUCAAUCUACCAGACGGCCUCACAAAGUGCGCAGAACCAGUCUUCUCAGAAUACUGACCUCGAGAAUGCGCUUGCGGUCGCUCAAAACAAGGCCACGAGCGAGCAGGCUCGGCUGAGAAGUAUGGGCUACGAUGCCCAAACCACACUCCUCCGGGACGAGAACAAAAGGUUGAAGGUUAUGCUCAAAGAUCGUGAGGCGGCAAUCAAGUUUAAAGAGGAGGAGCUCACGCGAUUAAAGGAGGCGCAACGAGGAAGGAUGGGCACCAGGGGGACGAGUGUACCUCGCAGCCCAAGGGUCGGUAGUCCGAUGAAGAUGGCUGUUGAAGGUGGGAUGAAGGGACGUGGGAGUAGGCAGGGGAGUCCAGCUGCUGGAGAAAUGAGGAAGGGCGUGUUGCUCCACCCGCUGCGGAACAGCUGA